This is a messenger RNA of Galendromus occidentalis (western predatory mite), 1751 nucleotides long. RefSeq names its product glutathione hydrolase 1 proenzyme. Gene Ontology annotation, biological process: glutathione catabolic process. The record is from RefSeq and is a predicted model, not a curated record. The transcript is spliced from 11 exons. Bases 1 to 1518 code for a protein of 505 amino acids. Lineage: Eukaryota; Metazoa; Arthropoda; Arachnida; Mesostigmata; Phytoseiidae. Gene Ontology annotation, cellular component: plasma membrane. Gene Ontology annotation, molecular function: glutathione gamma-glutamate hydrolase.
AUGAUGGAGAAAGGCGGAAGUUCGGUGGAUGCCGCAAUCGCUACUCUCUUCUGUAACGGGGUAGUCCACCCUGACACCAUGGGCAUAGGCGGCGGAGUGAUUUUCAAUAUCUACGACAGGAAUACACGCAGAGCCACCAUCAUCGACGGGCGUGAGGUAGCCCCCGCCUCUUCUGAGCAUACGCCCAUGGUUUGUAAUUUAUUGGAAACGGGGCCGCUAUCAAUCGCUGUUCCCGGCGAGCUGAGAGCCUAUGAGGAAGCCCACAAGAGAUUCGGAAAACUAUCAUGGAAAGAUCUGGUACAGCCCGCCAUCGAGCUCUGCAGGAAUGGUUUCAAUGUCUCUAAUAAUCUGGCGACAAAGCUCGCAAAGAAUGAGAAAGCGAUCGGCGCUUCGCAAGCCUUGAAGGAACAGUUUUUUCAUCCCACCGAGAAUCGACUCUUCCAUGAGGGGGAAACGAUGUUCUGCGGACCGUUGGCCUUCACCCUCGAGAGCAUCCGUGAAGGGGGGGUGUCUGAAUUCUACGAGGGCUCCGUGGGCAGACAACUCAUUGAAGACAUCCAAAGACAAGGAGGCACGCUAAAACUCGAGGAUCUAUCGAACUACAAAGCUCGAGUGAGAUCGCCAGUCGAGUCGUCGCUCCCUCUGCGAGGGGUAACCCUAUUCGCCCCACCCGCACCAGCCAGUGGAGAAAUACUCUCAUUGAUACUCAGGAUAAUGGACGGCUUCGACCAGUCACCCACGGAUGCUGAAGGCCUAGAAACAGCUUCGCUGAUGAAUCAUCGUCUCGUUGAAGCACUGAAGUUCGCUUCAGCGGCGAAAACUCAUCUCGCUGACGAGGAUUUCCUCAUGAAGAGAGAACUCCUCCGCAAAAUUGCGUCUUCUGAGUUUGCGAACGAGAUCAGAGCCAGAAUCGACAACGUCACACAUUCUCCCGAAUAUUAUUCACCUGCCAGUCCUUUACCCGAAGACUCUGGUACCUCACACGUCAGCGUUUUAUCAUCGGACGGCUUAGCGGUGUCUGUGACGAGCUCAAUCAAUGAGCAGUUUGGCUCCCGGAUCCUCUCUCCGAAAACGGGCAUUCUCCUGAACAAUCACAUGGCUGACUUUUCCGCCAGAGGACUCCCAAACGGCGUGGAGGCGGGGAAGCGUCCCAUGUCUUCCAUGGUACCCGCGAUCGUGGUGAACACGGAGACCCUGCAACCUGUGCUUGUUCUCGGCGGAGCUGGGCAUACAAGAAUCACCAGUGGAGUGGCUCAAGUCGCUUUCCGUCAUCUCUACUUGGGAGCUAGUGUCAAAGAAUCCAUCGACUCUCCGAGACUGCAUCAUCAGUUGAGCCCGAACACGCUUUAUUAUCAGGAAGGAUUUCCUGGAGUUCUACGCCGGGAACUCGCUCUUCGAGGUCACGAGAUCGAGCUGGACCAAGAGCUCUCCGCUUUCUCGGCGAUUUCAGCUGGCGAGGAUGGUCUACACGCCAACGCAGACUACCGCCGAGGAGGCACGAGCGUCGCCGGGGCUUGAGAGCCUGCCUCGAGCAAAACCUCACUCCCGUAGGAACUUCACUCCUCACUAUCGAAUUGCCCUUUUACUGACUGCUCGUUGCCUAGACCCGAGCUUUUAAGAAGGAAAAAUGACAAUAUUUUUCGGGAAAUCAAAAGAAGAUCCAAGAGAUUUCUAUGUUCGAAUGCCCCGAUGCCUCGCGAUGGCGCCAGAGGACGAUGACAUCUCCGUGAAUAAAUUAAAGAUUUCUUAGA